Salvia miltiorrhiza (redroot sage) is the source of this 1513-nucleotide messenger RNA. Its product is annotated as probable ribose-5-phosphate isomerase 1. NCBI's taxonomy places the organism in Eukaryota, Viridiplantae, Streptophyta, Magnoliopsida, Lamiales, Lamiaceae. The record is from RefSeq and is a predicted model, not a curated record. Bases 291 to 1151 code for a protein of 286 amino acids. The transcript has a single exon. Gene Ontology annotation, molecular function: ribose-5-phosphate isomerase activity. Gene Ontology annotation, biological process: pentose-phosphate shunt, non-oxidative branch.
AUUUGAUUGGAGAUCUGGCCUGCCCCAUCCAAAACCACGCCUCCACUUUUCAGCGCCUUUCCUCCGCGUUCCACCACUCGCCGCCGCCUCCCCCUCUAUAAAUUCCACGCCCAACCCUAAUCGUUUUCCUCACGCAGGCAUUUCCACAAACACCAUAUCUUCUCUCCCUCUCAUCUCUCACCGCAUAAAUCCAAUUCUAUCUCCUCAAAUUUCCUUCCUUUUAUUCCUUAUAUCCUCCAGCAAUUCAAUCUUUCUUAUCCCUAAAUUUUUUGAUUCGUACACUCGCACCCAUGGCCAUAGCUCAACAGGUUGCCCGCCCCACGGUGGAGCCACCGAAGCUAAUCGGCCCCUCCGCCCCGCCGCCGUGCCAAUCCGUGGCCCUCACGCAGGACGAUUUGAAGAAAAUCGCAGCUUACAAGGCUGUGGAGCACGUGAAAUCCGGCAUGGUUGUGGGCCUCGGCACGGGGUCCACGGCCAAGCACGCCGUCGAUCGUAUCGCACAGCUUCUGCGGCAGGGGAAACUCAAGAACAUCGUGGGCGUGCCCACCUCCACGCAGACCCACGAGCAGGCCGUGUCGCUGGGCAUCCCGUUGUCGGAUCUCGAUUCCUACUCCUCCGUCGAUUUAGCCAUUGACGGCGCCGACGAGGUCGAUCCGGAGCUGAAUUUGGUUAAAGGGCGUGGGGGUUCUCUGUUGAGGGAGAAAAUGGUCGAAUCCGUCGCCAAGAAAUUCAUCGUGAUUGUUGAUGAAUCGAAAUUGGUUAAAUAUGUAGGUGGUAGUAGGCUUGCAAUGCCGGUUGAGGUCGUGCAAUUUUGUUGGAACCAUUCGCUCAAGAGGCUCGAGGAAUUGUUCGCAUACGCCGGCUGCGUGGCGCAGCUGCGGAAGGCGGCCGACGGCGGCGGAAAGAAGCCUUAUGUAACUGAUAACAAGAAUUACAUUAUUGAUUUGUAUUUUGACAAGGCAAUUGGGGAUUUGAAUAAGGCUAGUGAUGCAGUUUUGAGGCUUCCCGGCAUCGUUGAUCAUGGGAUGUUUAUUGGAUUAGCCACCUCUGUGAUUGUUGCCGGAGUUGACGGUGUCACCAUCAAGACUAAGAAAGGGAAUGAGACAGAGUUGGAUUACUUUUGUUACAAUGAUUUAAGGAAAGGAUUUUAACGUAGGAUUAUUGUGUUGCUGAAGCAAGCUCUGGUUCUUCAAUUAUUUACUGGAGUUCAUGAUUUGAGGUGCUCCUUUUUCGAUCAAUUCGUAGAGUUGAUUUAUCUUUGGAGUUCUUGAAUUCUAUCUUUAGCUCAAUGGAUGAAAUUUUUGGUAGGAAGUUUAGGAAGCUUAUUUAUUGAACUUGUGUUGAAAAAGUGGGAUUUCUGGUAUUUAUAAUGUUAGAGCUGGUUUCCCUCAAGAGUUCAUAACAAGAAUUGAUGCCAAUUUACACUUUAUGCUAAUAUAUUUUGUGUAAUGGGGAUGAGAGUUUUAGUUGCUCUCCAAUCCAGAUUAUUUAAUAGAUUUGGUUAUUUGGUAAA